This is a messenger RNA of Arthroderma uncinatum, 546 nucleotides long. RefSeq names its product translation machinery-associated protein 20. Lineage: Eukaryota; Fungi; Ascomycota; Eurotiomycetes; Onygenales; Arthrodermataceae. Bases 1 to 546 code for a protein of 181 amino acids. The transcript has 3 exons. Gene Ontology annotation, molecular function: RNA binding. The record is from RefSeq and is a predicted model, not a curated record. Gene Ontology annotation, biological process: formation of translation preinitiation complex.
AUGUUUAAAAAAGACAUAUCCGCGGGUGCACGAUCGAAAGUAAAGUCUUCAGUACAGAGAUCUUUAAGGGCCAAGUUCUUGGAGACCCAUCCUGGGUUCGAGCCGUAUAUCGAUGAAGUUCUACCAAAGAAGGCUUCACUCGAAGCCAUGAAGCUCCCUGAUCGAGUCACCCUCUACAUUGCAGAUUCGAAACCAAUUUUCUUCCAAUCCAUGGACAGCCCUCUCAUCCCUCACCUUCGUGUUCUCCAUGCCUUCCCUAACGCGGUGCCUACGGUUGGAAUCGACAGAGGCGCAAUUCGGUUUGUUCUUUCCGGUGCUACAUUAAUGGCACCUGGCCUUACAUCGGCGGGCGGGAGACUGCCUGACCCAGAGAACGCGCUGGAAGCUGGCACUAUAGUGGCCAUCAGAGCAGAGGGGAAAGAAGAGAUAUGCAUGGUUGGGGAGCUUAAGGUGGGCACCGAGGAAAUUAAAAAGAAAGGCAAAGGCGUUGUUAUGGAUGAGGGUCAUUAUCUGGGCGAUGGGCUCUGGAAACUCAACUUCGAUUAA